AUGGCAAAGGUUGUCUAUUUUAUCCUGCUGCUGAGUGCCGAAAUGAUUUGGAGUGCUUCUGUUAGCUCGGAUUGGAAUCCCGAUUGGCACAAUAGAACCAGCGAUAGAUCGUUGUCCCGACGGAAACGUUUUCUAUUGUUUCCAAUUAAUGGGCAACUAGUUAUAACUCUAGUCGGAGCAAAAAAUAUGCUGUUUAAAGCUCCUGCUUCAAACUUCCUACUACUGGAAAUGGAUAUAUACUAUCCUCUCCCGGACUACCGGUAUCGCAUAGCAUCGCUACGGUUAGGCACAAUUGCAGAACUGCCUGGAGCUCCGAAACCUAAACCACCGACUCCAAUUCCCGUGCCGAUUCCAAUGCCCCCACCGUCGCCGAAACCGAUUCCGAUGCACGUCGACGGUCAGGAACCAACCGCGGAGGAGGUUAAACAGUACCUGAAAACCCACCCAGAAACUUGGGUCCCCCCGGGAUACAGUCGAGACCGGUCGGAUAAUUUUAAAAAUAUUUACACUAGUCAGUACCAUCAUCACCAGGAAGCGACGGAAUCUCCAUACCAGGAAGACGACGGCACUCAGGCGAUCAAUUUGUGGCACUCAUCGCCGGAGAAUUACAUCGAACGAUAUUUCCCGCGACGAAAACGAUCCCUCCACGGGACGGAAGAGAUCGACUACGAGCUGGAGGAAGAGGAGGAUCGAUUCAACAUCAAGCACCAUCGCGAUUGGGAGCACUUUUACCACUAUCGGGAGAGACGGGAACUGUAUCGUGUGCUGGAGAAGGAAGCUGCUGAAAGGUUUGAUUUUCCAAUGAAAGCUUGUAUAUUGAGGUCGAUCUGUGAGGUACGUGACAUGAUGCCUGCCACUGGAAAGUCGAUGAUGUACGACAUUGUUCGGACCGUUUUUAGUAUUCCACUGAAGGAGGAACUGAUGGAUGAGUACAGCACUGCAAAGCGACACGAGGAGCGGGAUUGUCACAAAAUGUACGGUAAAAAGUGUCCCAUAAGCAUAGUUCAGCUGCUACUGUACGGUAAACUUGUUUGGUAG
Molecule: messenger RNA, 1038 nt
Organism: Sabethes cyaneus
Lineage: Eukaryota; Metazoa; Arthropoda; Insecta; Diptera; Culicidae
Exons: 4
Coding region: 1-1038 (345 amino acids)
Source: RefSeq, a predicted model, not a curated record